AUGUCGGUAUUUCUUGCCACGGUCCCAGCUGGGACACAACUUUACCAUGGAACCACUGAUCCAGAUAAGAUCGAAGGCAUACAAUGGCUCGCUUUUGAGCCUGAGCAUGCGCUGAUUUUUGCACGGCCAAAAGGAGGACCUCCACCUGGCAAUGGAGGUGAACCCCCAAAACACAAAGAAGAAUCAGCAUUGGAGGACAUGUCAAACCGCAGUUCCCAACAAACUCUCAAGGCACCUGUCCCAGCAAAGAACGGCGACACCGGCUAUCUUCACACAUAUGUCCCCAAGCAUCCCUUACGCCUCCUCUACAUCGAUGGUCUCUCAGCGGGGAAAACCGCCAACGGCACACUCGACACUCAAGACAUGCUGCUUCUGAACCAGACCUCCACCGAACCCCAUGGUCCCAUGGGUGGCGAGUACGAGCGCGCCGAAGGGCUGUGCAAUCUGACCAGCACGUUGUGGGAGGGGGAAAUCGACGGUAUAUUGCGUCUGGAAGGCGGCUUCGAGAUCAUCUUGUGCGACUUUGGAAAGCACCUGAAGAGAGUGGAUGUCAUCAGUGUGACAGGAGAUGAAGGACGCGGUGGACCAGGAAGAGGAGGGGUUAUGGGUGGAUGGCAAUACAUCAAAGCAUUCACGUCGCGAUACCACGGCAUCGGUGGUGGAAGGGUGACCCUAGACUACGAAAACUUCGUGAGCGUAUUCGCAUACCCCGAGAUCGAAGACUUGUUCUCCAACGACGUACAAUCCGACUACGCGAUGCCGCGCCUCCAAAACGUCAAAGAGGAAGAAAUCCUACGCAUCCGACAAGACAUCACAAAUAUGGUUUUACAAAAAAGUAAAAACGCAGGACAAGAGGACACAAACUGGCAAGCCGUCGCAGACCAAGUCAUAACCCGAUACAGCAAAUCGCUGCACUACAUCCACAACACGCCACACUUGCGCACCAACAAACUCGCCCUCUCAAACUACCUGACCGCCCUCCUCCGCCCGUUCAUCUCCCAAGCUCGCAACAGCACCCUCGAAACACAGCGCUGCGUCGCGCAGUUCGUCGCUCCGCUCACGCAUCCGCCGCUACUCGUCUCCUCUCUCGCGCACCGCACGCUCCACGAUGUUACGAGCCAUAUCUGCGAUACGCUCUUCACCGCGCUGUCCAUAUCGUCUGCCUCGGUGUCACACGCGUCGUUUGCGGAAGUAUACGCCACACAUGCGGUGGAGGUUAUUGAUGAGUUGGUGGCGUGGCUGCAGUGGACUAGCUGGAAAGAGUGUGGGGUAUGUGGGGACGAGGAGGUCUGUUUUAUUCCUGUUUGGCCGAUGGGAUCUCAUGCGGAUCAUGAGAGGCCGCAGUGUUUGGAUGAGCGGGGUGUGGAGGGGAGGAGUGGGUAUUGGGGUAUGAGACGGGGUCCUGGACCUCCGCCGCCGGGGAGGAGGGAGUAG
Messenger RNA from Dothidotthia symphoricarpi CBS 119687, 1434 nucleotides. RefSeq lists its product as uncharacterized. Bases 1 to 1434 code for a protein of 477 amino acids. The transcript is spliced from 2 exons. NCBI's taxonomy places the organism in Eukaryota, Fungi, Ascomycota, Dothideomycetes, Pleosporales, Dothidotthiaceae. The record is from RefSeq and is a predicted model, not a curated record.